CGAGGAAGCCGACCGUGCGCUUCCACACUCUCUGAGCAGGCGCGAGGCGUAUGUGAGGUGUUGCGGAAAGAAACUUUUGUGUUUACCUGUUGGUGAUGCGAAUAUUCUUCGCGGCUUGAAUUUCUUCUCGAAAAGUGACACACUCGGACGUGCCUGUGGACCAUCAGUUUGCAAUUUGCUGCUAAAGAUAUUCAAUAGAAAGACCUAACUUGUGCGGCGCCGAGGCCCAACAAAGCGCAAUGUCUCCCAUAGAGCAAGACAAGGACGGCGCCCAGCACGUCGCCUUCCAACUGAAGGAGAUGCCCGAAGGCUCAGGCGAGGAUGGCAUCGCCUCCUGCCCUUCUGGAGACCCUGCGGAGACCGAGGACGACGAAGAGAGGGACAAGCUGCCGUUCCUCAACCACGGCAGGUACUCCACCGUCUCCGCCCCGGGCAUGCCGACGAUCACCUCCAAGUCGUCCUUCGUGGGCCUCGUGUCCAAAGCCUCCUUCAGCGGUCUCAGUUCCAGGCCCUCGAUGGUGUCCCUCCGCUCCACCAUCUCGAGGGUCAACAGCGAACUGUACCCCGAAAGGGACUCGUUCGUGGCCCAGAGCAUUGGCCAUUCCCUGGCCGAACUGCCCAACCUGGCCCAGAAGAUGUACAUCAUUACACAGGUGCUGGCAGCUGUAUCGGUCUCCAUAGGCUCAAUGGCUGUAGGCUUUAGUGCGGCCUACACCUCUCCCGCUCUCGCCUCCCUCGACGCCCCAAACUCUACCCUGACUGUCGACGAGGACCAGAAGUCGUGGAUCGGAUCCCUAAUGCCCCUCAGCGCCCUGACGGGAAGCUUUAUCGGGGGCUACUUGAUCGACGCCAUUGGAAGGAAAAUGGUCAUCCUCUUGUGUGGUCCGCCAUUUAUAUUGGGUAAGAAUAUUUUGUUUUUAUUUUUUUAUGUUUUAUUUUAUUUUAUUUGUUAUCAUUCUCUUAUUGGUAAUUUAGGUAUCCUCGUCUGUUUCCUGGUUGGCUCGUACGUCAACUGGUGGUGGCUAGCGUUCGUGGGGUCAAUUAUUCCUUUGAUCUUUACUACCCUGAUGUGCUUCGUGCCCGAGACCCCUCGAUGGUACAUCUCCAGAGAUCGCGUAGAAGACGCCCAAGCCUCGCUAGAAUGGCUACGAGGAUCAGCCUCCGACGUGGACUUUGAACUCGACGCCAUCCAGCGGAACUACGAAAUAGCAAAGCAAGAAUCCUCUUCUCUGAAGGACUUGUUUAGACGCCAGUAUGCCAAACCCUUCUUGCUUGCCAUGGGCCUCAUGCUCUUCCAACAGCUGUCUGGCAUCAACGCCGUUAUUUUCUACACCGUGUCGAUCUUCAAGAUGUCAGGUUCUACCAUUAACAACUACCUGUCGACCAUUAUCGUCGGCGUGGUGAACCUGAUCUCCACCUUCCUCGCCAACGUCCUUAUUGACCGACUAGGGAGAAAGAUCCUCCUAUACGUCUCAAGCGUCCUGAUUGUAUUGUCACUCGUCGCUUUGGGAACUUUCUUUUACAUCAAGGAAACGGCGGAAAACGCGAUAUCUAUCGCCGAGGCCAUGAAUCUGACCGCAGGUGCUGGGAACAGCACGGAUGACGUCACGGGCUGGAAAGAGACCGUCGACAACCUCUCAUGGCUGCCCCUCGUCAGCUUCAUGGUCUACGUGGUCGCUUUCUCUCUAGGAUGGGGCCCCAUCCCAUGGCUCUUCAUGGGGGAGGCCCUGCCCGUCAAGAUCAGGGGCCCCGCCGCCUCCAUCGUCACGGCUUUGAACUGGUCCUGCACUUUCGUCAUCACCAAGACUUUCCCCGGGAUGGUGGAGCUGAUCGGACCAUCCUACGUGUUCUACAUGUUCACGGCCAUCAUGACCUUAGCGACCUUGUUCGCUUUCUUCCUCGUACCCGAGACUCGAGGGAAGACACUCGAGGAGAUCGAGGAGGAGCUUUCAGGAAGGAGCAGCCUGCGAAACCGCAAGAUCAGUACCGUGUCCGGCCUGCACAUGUAGGACUCUGGCUGUGUUUACGUUAAGAAGGACAAAAGCAUGCAGGUUACCUGGCCUGUGCCGCGUGCGAGGCGCUUGGUUCCCACGUGUGAGAAAGCGUACAAGGCGGACGCUGCACACUGCCGAAUUCAAACGCUUCCCUCUUCGUUUUUCAUCACGAUGUGGCUAGUCAAGGGAAAGGGAUAAAACCCUUUGUAGAAACUGUCAACGCUUGUUUGGCAAUGGAAAUGACAUAAAUUUGGCUUCGACGCCGUCUGUUCAGUGUGAUUUUUUUAUUGCACUCUGUCAGGGAAUCUAAACUCAGCGAAGUUUAGAUAUAAAACAUUUUUGUCGUCAGAACUAGUAGGGUGAAACGGCAUUCUUCCACGGAAUCUAUAUAAAGUACUUUUUUGUAUUUAAAAAAUGAUAAUGAUUUCGUGUCAAUGAAACCUAAAUACUUUGCUCUCUUACCUUUUAACAUCACGGAAAUUUGUGAUAGUUUCUGCUGGUGCUAUCUGAUUCGUGUCGAACACUUUUUUUGUCGUUUAUUCUCUUAUGACCCUAAGGAAAUGGAACUCGGCUGACAUCAUACACGCAAGAAAUGGAUUUCAAACAAAUUGCUGAACAUGUUAAUGUUUCGGUUAUAUUUAUACAUUCCUUAGAAACGAACAUGUGUAAAAUAGGCUUUCAUCGUUGCCUUAAGUGUCUUAUUCAGGGCAAUCAUCAUAUGUCUUCCAUACUAGACUUUUCUGAAGAUAUCCAAAUCACUAUGGUGUUUGUAAUUAAGAUAUUUUAUGUAUAUGCAUCUGCUUGCAUACAUUUGCACAUGCGUGUGUACAUAUUUACAAACAGUGUAAAACACGUUUGUUAUACCUAAUAGUUUAGCAAUAUUCUUUAUGGACACAGUAAUAUAUGUUCAUAUGUGGGUUUAGUAUAGUAUUUGCACCACUGACCGUGUUAGUUAUUCACACCGUAUAUAGCAAUCUAAGUUUUGUACUCGUGUAAGUUAUACAAUAUUGGUACGUUAUGAUACUGACAUAUAUAAAAGUGAUUAGUAUGCUUGUGAGUUGGAGUGUCAUGUAAAUGAUAUUUAUCUGCAUAUAAUGAGUAAGAUUGCGUGUGUACUUUCCGUUGUGAAUGGUAGGUAAAUGUCAUGUACUGGGAUUUGCCUUAAGUGAGGUACCAAACACGGUGAGCAAGUGAGUGUACAGUACAUUUAGUAGGUAGCCAGUUCUGUUCGUUCAACAGGAGACUCUCAAAUCCAAUAAUCAUAUAUUCUCUCGAUUACCUGUAAGUUUGUUAUAUGAAUCGGUGUAAUAUACAUGUAUGUAUGCCUUAUAUGCAUACGUGCACACAUGUAUGCUGAUUUUUUUUUUAGCUCUUUAAUAUGUCAAAAUAAUAUUGCCUAAUAGACUGUUGUAGUAUUAUAGGUUUCUUAAUAAAAUAUUACACAGAA
Penaeus indicus is the source of this 3441-nucleotide messenger RNA. Its product is annotated as facilitated trehalose transporter Tret1-like. Gene Ontology annotation, biological process: transmembrane transport; carbohydrate transport. Gene Ontology annotation, molecular function: sugar transmembrane transporter activity. The record is from RefSeq and is a predicted model, not a curated record. Bases 240 to 2009 code for a protein of 589 amino acids. NCBI's taxonomy places the organism in Eukaryota, Metazoa, Arthropoda, Malacostraca, Decapoda, Penaeidae. Gene Ontology annotation, cellular component: membrane. The transcript is spliced from 6 exons.